This is a messenger RNA of Anopheles stephensi (Asian malaria mosquito), 2809 nucleotides long. Its product is annotated as T-box protein H15-like. Lineage: Eukaryota; Metazoa; Arthropoda; Insecta; Diptera; Culicidae. The transcript has 7 exons. Bases 972 to 2531 code for a protein of 519 amino acids. Gene Ontology annotation, molecular function: RNA polymerase II cis-regulatory region sequence-specific DNA binding; DNA-binding transcription factor activity, RNA polymerase II-specific. The record is from RefSeq and is a predicted model, not a curated record. Gene Ontology annotation, cellular component: nucleus. Gene Ontology annotation, biological process: positive regulation of DNA-templated transcription; cell fate specification; regulation of transcription by RNA polymerase II.
GCACGGUGGGUUGCUUCCUACGCCAGCAGCGUUUGUUUGGUGUGCUCCCCUUUAGAUGGGGGUAGUAGUAGCAUCGGGAAACACAACCACCACAUUUUCAUAUGCAGCUCCAACUCUACAGUGAAGCAACCUUUUCUCGUGCGGAGCUUCAAGUUGGGGCCAAAGGAAAAUAACACAGAAAAAAAACAUCCCACUAGAAAUUGUUUGCUGAUGAUGUUGCUGUAGUGUUUUUUUUCUGCUUCUCCCCCGGUGGCGAAAGAGCAGCUCGGGUUUGGUGGCCCCGAAUGGCGGCCAUGAUAUGCAUUCAGCAGUCCCUUGCAGUUUGCUUGCUACCGGCGCACGUAAGCGCACGUAAACGCAAAACCUUCCAACGCGCGAAUACGCGAAAAACGCGUCGUAUUAUUUUUCGUCGUCGUCGCCGUUGCGUGUACGCUUAAGGGGUGUGUGCGUGUGUGUUUUUUUCUUCUCCGUAUCAGAAUUUGGGAAAAAUUUUAAACACCCCGACUAGUAUCAACGAUCAAUGGCGAAAACUUGCUUUCCAGUGGGCCGUUGUGCAAAAGUAAAGCAGCCAAAUAAAUAAAUAAAAUCAGGCCUGACAGAGAUUAUCGUUCGAUAGCGUUCGGGGGCUGCAGGAAAAAAUAGGCUCCAUUAAUUUUCCUUUCGCCCGUACAAAGCUCGAAAAUGGCUCGCGGAUGUGUUGAAACUAUUGGCAGUGUGAUGUGUGCGCGUGUGUGUGAUUAUUGUGAUGCUGAAUGGGUUUUCAUCGGGCAGCCACUCGAUGCUGCUCUCUAGAUUGAAGUGUUUGCAAUUUGAAGGAAGCAAAAAACAUCGUCCGCCGAGCUAGCUGUUAGCUUUGUUGGUUUGAUUUUGAAAUAAAUAACAAAAAUAGGCUGCUAGCCCGCUUGGCCGUCGACGUGUGGAGUGGUGAAGAGUGAAUUAGUUGAAGAAUUGUGUAGAAGGGCAAUUCGAAAAUGCUGUUAGGAACGCAAACGGUGGCAGCAGCGGCAGCAGCAGCUGCAGCACUGGUUGCAUCGAAAACGGGAAGCAGCGGGACCGAUUUUUCAAUCGCCGCCAUUAUGGCCCGCGGUGGAAACGGUUCGAGCCGGGAGCCGUCCGAGCGAAGCAGCAGUCCUUUAUCUGUUGAUCGGUUCCCGGAAGCGGAUGACGAUAUCGAUGUGGAUGUGGAGCAAUGUAGUGAUUCUGAGGUGGCUGCUACCUCUUAUCGCAGCACAGCGAAAGUUCGAACGUCCAAGGCUCGUACGGGAACAACGUCACCGGCCCGCACCACUGGCAGUCCUUCCGACGAGGAACGGCUCACACCGGAACCGGCACAGUCCAAAUCAACGAUCGUUGGAUCGUGCAACUGUGACGAGCUGCGACCCGUACAGUGUCAUCUGGAAACGAAGGAGCUGUGGGACAAGUUCCACGAUCUUGGUACUGAGAUGAUCAUCACGAAAACGGGACGACGCAUGUUUCCAACAGUUCGCGUUUCAUUCUCGGGCCCACUGCGCCAGACGACCCCUUCCGAUCGGUACGUCGUGCUGCUCGAUAUCGUUCCGAUGGACAGUCGGCGCUAUCGGUACGCCUAUCACCGUUCGUCCUGGUUGGUGGCCGGGAAAGCUGACCCACCGCCACCCGCCCGCCUGUACGCCCACCCGGACACACCCAUCGGGCCCGAAGCGCUCCGCAAGCAGGUCAUUUCGUUCGAGAAAGUUAAGCUCACCAACAACGAGAUGGACAAGAAUGGUCAAAUUGUACUGAACUCGAUGCAUCGCUACCAGCCCCGGAUUCAUCUCGUGCGUCUCGGACCGGGUCAACAUAUUCCUAACUCACCAAACGAGCUUCAGGAGGUGGAUCACAAGACGUACGUCUUUCCGGAAACUGUGUUCACCGCAGUGACGGCAUAUCAAAACCAGCUGAUAACGAAGCUGAAGAUUGACUCCAACCCAUUCGCCAAGGGAUUCCGGGACUCGUCGCGAUUGACCGACUUUGAUAGUUACUCUGGCAUGGACCCGAUGGAUGCCCUAUUGCUGGAGCAACAUCUACGCUCACCGAUGCGCCUCUUCCCCGACCCGAUGGCGAUGGCACAGUUCGCUUCCAGCCAGGAGCUGGACGGUUCCACCCAGGCCGCCCUCUUCGAGAAGGCUCGCCAGCAUCUUCAACUCUGGGGUCGUUCGCCGUACAGUGAGUUACUGCUGCCCCAGAUGUACCAGCGCCCACCUGCCAAUCUAGGCGCCCUCAAUCUCGGACUUUGGCAGGCAGCCGGUGGACAGUGGCCACCACAACUUCCAUCCGGAUUUCUUCAGCAGUCCGCAGCUUCUCUUGCUGUAGCGGCAGCCGCGGGUCAGAGUCCUCGAACUCCACCGCCGCCACAUCCACCGCCCCCCGUUUCGAGUCCUUCACCAAACGCUGGAUCACCGUCACCGGGUGAGAUGCGUGCGCGACCGAUGGGCAAUCGAUUCAGCCCGUAUCAGAUACCGCCGCAGCAUGGUCAACAUCCACCUACAGCCUCCCGCACACCACCAAACUAGCCUUCGAAAGAGUUCCGUUGUACAUAAGGCGUCGGUGUAAAUAGUUGUUCACGUGAGGGACCGGUGUUGUUAAGAUGAGCCGAACAUAUUGAUUCACCUAUUGUUAUUUAUUUUAGCUAUCGAUAGGAUUUUUCUUUUAAAGUUUAAAAUUUGUUUCUUUAGUAAAAAGAGAAUGAAUGCUACAUUUUUUUGGUAAACAAUUAAAGUAAAGUAAAUGUGCGAUGAGUUAUUUGUACUUUCUUUUAACUAUUAUACAGCAAACAACUUUGUAAAAAGUG